Messenger RNA from Zootoca vivipara (common lizard), 8713 nucleotides. The record is from RefSeq and is a predicted model, not a curated record. NCBI's taxonomy places the organism in Eukaryota, Metazoa, Chordata, Lepidosauria, Squamata, Lacertidae.
CGGGGCCAUUUCUGGCCAAGGAGUUGUGCGCGGCGGUAACCGGGCGGGCUUUCCUCCUCGAAAGCGAAAUUAAAGCAGAGGCGCCACCCGUGGCCAGGAGGUGGGAAGGUGGGGCGGGGGGUCCUUUGCCCCUGCCCAGCAGGGAGAGCAGCAGCAGCAGCAGCUCCUCUUCGGCUGCUUCCCAGCCACUUCCUGCUCUCUUAAAGUGUGUGUGAGUUGUGCCCAAGGUGUGUUUGUGUGUGUGUCUCCGGCACCCACCUAAGCCUCCCUCCCGGCUCCUCUUCCCGGCCCCUGCUGCGACUUCAGGCAAGUCCCCUCCGUCCUCUCUUCACCUGGCUUCCAUUUUCUCUUUAUUAUCAAGUGGAGGCGACUUUCCUGGUGAAUUGUGCGUCUCUUGCAUUCUUUCUUUCGCCACCUGCAGUUCUAAUCUCGAAUGGGCCCGUUAUUUUAUAGCCACGUUUUGUUUUACAACUGUUUCUCUUUUUUAAUGGCUUCAGAGGCCCCAGGUCUAUAACAGCUGUAUGAGUUGGCAGAAAUCCAGCCGCUUAACUGGUGCGGGUGGUGGUGGUGAGAAGCUGCCCAGUUAAAUUUCAGCAGGUUCUGUGGGUGCUAAAGCACAUGCCCCCUGCCAGGGGGAAGGGGAGGGUGGCAGCCCUAAACUUUUGGGGACGAGGGAGGGGCAAUUUUAUAUCCUUCAUCCCUACUUCUCGUAGGGUAGACGCCCACAUUUUCUUAAUAUAUCAGAAGUUAAGUUGGGCUGUGAUCUAAUUUCUGAGCCUCUCCCAAGGACCUGCACUGGGUAGGUUAUUGCUGGUUGACAUUUGUUAAUAAAUAAAAUACCUUAUUCUUCUGUUGAGGAAAGUUUCGGCAGGCUUGAUAAUUGCUGAGAUGAUGUGUAAUUAUCAACAGCUGGUGCUAAAUCUGGGAUGGCUCUCUUCUGCCCUCUGCAGGUUGUAGACUGCCCUGAAAUUAUUUUGGUUGCAGGCAAAUCAGAAUUUCAGAAACAUAAGGACAUUCAUUGUCCUGUGUUACCUCUCUUGUGGAGCUGUGAUUUGGUGGAUAAAAUAAACGCUGCUUUCUGGUUCGUUCCCUUGAAGUUAAAUUAAUGUGUGGGAUGACAGGACACGAACAAGUUUCAUCUCUAAACCAGUGUUUCCCAAACUUGGGUCUCCAGCUGGUUUUGGACUACAACUCCCCUCAUCCAUAGCUGCCAGGACAAGUGGUCAGGGAUGAUGGGAACUGUAGCCCAAAAACAGCUGCAGACUCAAGUUUGGGAGACACUGAUCUAAACAGAUAAUCCACCCAUCAACUUGCCUGUUAACCAUGAACUGCAUCUGUUUUGGAAUGAGGCCUAACAUCAUAGAAUUUUGUAAAGAACAUAUUGGAUGUCUUCAUUUGGAUGGUUUCUUGUACACUGUAAAAUUACAACUGUGAAAACAUAAAGUUCCUUCAUAAGAAUGUAAAAUUUGAUUUUACAUCAGAUUUUUCUUUGCCACUUGCUGUGAGCUCUUAAAUAAUUUUAUCUUUGCAUUCAUCUUUAGAUGAUUUGCCUGUACAUGCACAACUUCAUGAUGGCUGGUUGUCACCUACAAUUUAAGAGACUAUUCAGUUGUUUAUAGCGGCUGGAUGGGGCUGAACCAGUUUCCUUCAUGCUUAAAGCGUGAAAUUAUGAAUAUUUCUAAAACAGUUUAAGUGAAACAACAUGGUUCCAUUCUUUGGAGAUAUGUGGCUGGAUCACUCAUGGAAUGGGACUAAAACAGACAUCCGUGCUAGCAAUGGAUCCUACUGCUACAGUGGAGCACGGGGAAGUACUGUGCUUCAAGGUGUAAGCUUUGGUGGAGUCCCUAUUGUCCUUCUGCUCGAUGUAACUUGCUUUUUGAUUUUAUUGUUGGUAUUUUCUUUUAUAAGAAAAAGAUUCUGGGAUUAUGGUCGUAUUGCCCUGGUAUCGGAAGCAUUGAGUGAAACCGCUGUAUCUACUGAUUUACCCAAUCCUGAUGAUUUGGAUCCUGAUGAAGGUUUUUGUUCUUGGAUGAUAUCUGCCUUUCGAAUGAGCGAUGAAGAGAUUCGUGUAAAAUGUGGGGAUGAUGCCAUUACCUACCUCGCCUUUCAGCGCCAUCUCAUCUGCCUGCUGAUUGUAGUCAGCAUGCUGUCUUUGUGCAUCAUACUUCCUGUCAAUUUAUCAGGCGACUUACUUGAUAAAGACCCUUACAGCUUUGGCAGAACUACUAUUGCAAACCUAAGAGCUGGCAACAAUCUUUUCUGGCUGCACACUAUUUUUGCUCUUGUGUACAUGAUUUUGACCGUUGCCUUUAUGAGACAUCACACUCAAGCCAUCAAAUAUGAAGAAGAAAGCAUAGUAAAACGCACAUUGUUCAUAACUGGGCUUCCCAAAAAUGCCAAAGCAACAACCAUAGAAAAUCACUUUAAUGAAGCGUAUCCAACCUGCAAUGUACAAGAGGUCCAGUUAUGUUAUAAUGUAGCCAAACUCACCUCUCUCUACAAAGAAAGAAAAAAGGCAGAGAAACAUGUGGCUUAUUAUACACAAGUGUUUCAGAAGAGUGGUAAGCGAUGUUUCAUACACACACAAUGGUUUGGCCAGUUCUGCUGUUGUGAGGUCAGAGGUUGCAAAAAGGAGGAUGCUAUAGAUUACUACACCAAGGUUAGCAAUAAAUAUCUGAGCGAAUAUUUGAAAGAGGAAAAGCUAAUUUAUGACAAGCCACUGGGAAUGGCUUUUGUAACAUUUGAUGAGAAAGUCAUGGCAACACAUAUUCUUAAAGAUUUCAAUGCCUGUAAAUGUCAAGGCUUUAGGUGUAUUGGAGAACCUCAGCCGUCACCCCACAGCAAGGAACUCUCUGUUUCAAAGUGGAAUGUUGCAUAUGCUACUUAUCCAGAGGAUAUCUGUUGGGAAAAGCUCUCAGUUCAAGGGGUGAAGUGGUGGUUUCUUUGGCUUAGCAUCAACUUGUUCCUGUUUAUUGUGCUCUUUUUCUUGACAACACCUUCCAUCAUUAUCUCGACAAUGGACAAGUUUAAUGUAACCAAGCCUAUUCACUAUCUUAAUAACCCUGUUGUGAGCCAGUUCUUCCCAACACUCAUUCUGUGGUCCUUUUCAGCUUUGCUGCCUACAAUAGUAAUGUACUCAACGUUUCUUGAAUCGCACUGGACAAUGUCUGGUGAAAACAGAAUAAUGAUGCAUAAGGUCUACACUUUUUUAAUCUUCAUGGUGCUAAUUUUGCCUUCACUUGGUUUGACCAGUCUUGAUGUCUUCUUCCGUUGGGUGUUCGACCGCGCAUCUGAAUCUAGAUUUAGAUUAGAGUGUGUCUUUUUGCCUGACCAAGGAGCUUUCUUUGUGAACUAUGUGAUUGCAUCGGCUUUCAUUGGCACUGGGAGUGAGUUGUUGCGUUUGCCAGGACUCCUGCUAUACACUUUUCGCAUGUUUAUGGCCAAAUCCAGUUCUGAGAGAAAACAUGUUAAGCAGCACCAAGCAUUUCAGUUUGCGUUUGGAGCAAUGUAUGCGUGGACACUCUGUGUGUUCACUGUCAUCAUGGCCUACAGCAUCACCUGCCCCCUUAUUGUCCCAUUUGGAUUAAUUUAUUUGCUCCUAAGGCAUACCGUUGACCGCCACAAUCUCUACUUUGCAUACCUUCCUGCAAAGCUAGAGAAACGAAUCCAUUCUGCGGCUGUGACUCAAGCCCUUGCAGCUCCAAUUCUCUGCCUGUUUUGGCUGUAUUUUUUCUCUUUUUUGAGGCUAGGUUUCAGAGCACCUACAACUUUAUUUACAUUCCUAGUUGUAGCCAUAGCAGUUUGUGUUUGCAUAGGCUAUACCUGCUUUGGCUGCUUCAAGUACCUCAGCCCUCUGAAUUAUAAGUUGCAGACAGAGAAAAAAGAUGAUACAGGGGCUGAUGCUAUUUCAGUAUCAACAACUCGAAGAUCUGCUGUGUUUUUACCCCAUGUUCUACUGCGUUCUCCUAAUGAAAGGUCAGUUCUGGAUAAUUCGGAGCACCAGAAGAACUAUGGCACCAUGGCAAAAAGGCCUUUAAAAAGGGACACUGUCAUUCAUGUCUCUUACGCUGAGGAACCUGCUUUCUUUGGAGAGAUGUAAACGUGUGUCUCCUUGUCAGGGACUAACAAAAGGUGGCGCCCUUGGACCUCCGGAUUUCACAAAAUAUUCUGUGUCGCACAGUCUUUUUCUUCCAAAGGGAGCACUGGUCUGGGUUUCAUUUGCAGUGCUGAUUUUACAAAGUUGCCAUCUUGGGUUUGGUCAUCUUUAUAGGUAAUUUGCACAGAUUGUGGUACAUUUAUACUGAACAACAAUGCUCAGAGGAAUUAUUUUGGGUUUACUUAAUUGUUUGCCUUUAUGGAAAGAUGUGACUGUAUGGACGAAUGCUAGAUCACUGGGACCAAAAGAGUUGUCAAAUGUGACACAUACCUUUUGGGGUUGGGGUUUCAUUUUUUGGUUUUUUAAAAUUAUGCCUCCUGAAUUUUAACCAUUCUGUUAAACACUUUUGGCUUAUGUCCAAAGGGCACUCCUGUUUUGAUACAAAAAAAAAAGCCAAGCAAAUGUGAUCUGGGGAUCCCUCUGGUCCUCUUCUAAUGCUCCAGUUGGCUGAAGUGCUGCUUCUCUUAAAAAAAGACAGACUAUUUUUCUGCUAAUACAGUAAGAGAGAUAUGAUGUUCCAAAACUAUAGGAGAUGACAGAUUGUAUUUAUAUGAGAACUUUUAAGUAGGGGCUAAAUUUGUUAUUUUCUGGUCACUAUUUUAAGGGCUUCUUACAAGGGAAGUUUAUGAGCCAAACAAUAAAGGAUAUGAACAUUUUAUCACUUUUAAUCUCUCUGCUUUAUCAAACAAAGAUCUGCUUUAAGUGUCAAGAUUACCAUAAGUAUGUAAGACAUUUUUAAAAUUAUGAAGUAGGUAUGUUUACCAAAAGCUAUGUUAAAGGAUAAUUAAGCAAUCACAUUCAAUAAAACACAAAUUCAGAUACAUUUUGGUGACUUAAGUGUAUUGAUUAUCACAAAACUUCAUGAAAUGUUCAGACCUACAGUGUUGGCAUAAGAAUGCCCACAUUUUGUGCCCUAAAAUUAUGCAAAUUAAGCAUGUUUUCUUUGCUAGCCUGCCAAUAUAUUUUACUUUUGCUAGCCAUGAGGAGGGGUAUAGGGCUAUGCAGGAAACCCACUCCCUAGCUAGUGGAAAAUCUGCUGACUCUUGUAUCCUGUUUAUGGGCUUCCAAAGACAUACGUGGUUCAAAACUAGUUGCUGGAUGAUGGGCCUCUGAAGAACUGACAUGUAAGCAGAGUAAAUAAAAAGUAGUAAAAUGAUUUGGAUUAGUAAGUCCAUUACAUGAAUGUAAGCAGCUAUUUGGUACCCAGAGUUCACAUUACAGUCUCCAUUUGCAUUCAAUUCUUAUAUUUUAUUGCUCGCUCAGAGGCUUGUGUUAUUCUUUGCAAGUUCUUGUCCACAAUAGAAUAAUUUUAUAUUACUUGAGGUAUUCCAAGUAUUGUUGUGUUUGUGCUUUCAACACAGAACUACCAGCAACCUACUCCCAUUUGCCUACGUUGAUACUAACUUUUCAAAAAGAUACCAUAUUCUUGCUGUAUCCUGGGAUCUUGUCCAGAACCUCAUAUUCAACAUAAUUGACUCUUUGUAAUCAUGAAGGACUUACUCAGUUUUGACUUGCUUGAACUGUUUUACAAGUUGUGAUCUCGUUCUGAAUUUUAAAACUAUAUGGCCUGCAACAGUUGCAGUUGUUAGUUUUGGAAAUUACUUACCCAGAGUCUGCAUUUUGUAGAGUUUGUAACAGCUGCAAGGGACGGCUUUGGAUAGUUUGUGGCCAGCUGAGCAGGGGCAGUGUUUCAACUCUAAAUGCAGCUGUUCCGUAGAACGCCAAUAGCAAAUAAGCAGAUAAAGGCAACUGAGCUGAAAGCUGCCGCCUACGGUUGUUGAUACAUAAAAGUCUUCACCCUUGCACGUUUAUUCUUAAGUUAUUGCAACUAUGUCUCCUAGCAGUUGCAUGGUGCGAUAUCACACCAGUCUGUGCAUAGUGCAAAGUGCUAGGAUGGCAGCUGGAGCAAAUGUGCUGUUCCCCUCUUCCUGACUGCCGAGCCUGGCAUUCUGGCAUAUUUGGUCAUAUGUCUCCUUGCAGCCUGCAAGCAGCUGUCCCUUGGGUAGCACUUAAAUCAGAGCCAGCUGUCUGUCUUCUGCCUACGUAAAUGUUUUAAUUUUGAACCCUUACGAAGGAACGUGGUAGGGAUGGGAAGCUGGAGUGGUCUUGAAAUGUGCCAGAUUUUUCCCUAUUCCACUAAUCUUCACCCCUAACCUGUUCUAAUAUACAAUGGACCCUGGGAACUUUGGGCAUUGCAGUUCUGUACGACUAGUGCUCUAACAGAAUUCUCCACACCUGCACCAGACUACAAUUGCUAGGAUACUUUGAGGGAGACCUUAAGAGGAGCCUGCUAGAUCAGACUAAAGGCCCAACUUAGCCCAGCUUCCUGCUCUCACAGUGGCCAACCAGCAACCUACAAGAUGAGCACAACAGCACUCUCUGCCCUUUGUUACUCCGAGGCAUACUGAUUUAGAGGGUGGAGGUAGAAUAUAAUCAUGACAGGUGUGUGUCAACGUAUAUUGUAGCGCAGGGGUGGGCAACCUGGAGAUCAGGGGUUGUCUGUGACCCUCUUAAUUUCUUGCAGAUGGAAUAGAGGUAGCAUAACAAAUGAAGGGUCUCUCUGUAUGUGUGUGUGCCUAACCACUUUUGGGUCAUCUUCAUCAAUGUGCAGUGCUGCAACAGAUUAUCCCUAGGAAAUGUGGACAUCAACCCACCCAUGAUGUAGAUUGUAUGUAUGGAAUGGAUGUGUAACUAUUCUGUAAGGUCUGUUUUGAAGCAUAUCAUGUCGUCGUCCUCUGUUUACAUUAUAGGGUAUGGAUUACCAUAUACAUGCCUGUUGACAGCUGGCAAUGCUCAUCUUGAACCACUGCUUUGGGAUAUGGUACAAAGUAUUAUCUGGAUCAAACUUCUAACCCUUCCUCCUUGGAAAAGUAGACUUUUGGGGGUUUGUUUGUUUUUCUACAAUCAUGUUGUGAAAUAAAUAGCCACAUGUUAAUCUGAAAUCCCCCAUCAGUUUCAAUCAUAUAAUUGGUCUUAACGUGAUGAAAAAGAACCCACUCGCAGCCUGAUCAAAGAUGGGUCACAACAGCACAUAGCUGCCAAGUUUUCCCUUUUCUCGCGAGGAAGCCUAUUCAGCAUAAGGGAAUAUCCCUGUAAAAAAGGGAUAACUUGGCAGCUAUGCAACAGCAUCAGCACCAUGGUAAAUAAUGCAUUAAAAAAAUGGGUCCCCAAAUUCCUGUUUGGGUUAAAGGCUGAAGACUGCUGAAUUUAUAUGAAACUACAUAAGCCAGUUUUAAUAGCAUCGGUAUGGUGGGCAGGGUGGGAAAGAGAACAAGGAAAAAUACUCUUCUGUCAUCCUGCCCCCUUAAUGUGCCACAGAAAUGUGGGGAAUGUAUUUGUAGAGAAAACAAUUGGAACAAUGUGAACAUGUUAUUAAAUCACUUUUUCAGGAACUCAGGGGACAGAGUGGCCUAUAGACCCCUAUCCAUUAGCUGGAAGGGGAAAGGUUAAUGUCAGUAUACAGAGCAACUGCUGCAGUAAGGAUUGCCACAGACCAGAAGGGGAAUAGAGCUGGGCUUGACUGGAGAGCAGACUCUGAGCCACAGGGUACGCUCAAGAGAGCAGAGUGCAUCCUAUGCCAUCCUGGUAAGCCAACGUUACUUUGGCACGUGAGACAGAAAACCAGCACGUUUAUUAAAUGGUCACAGAUGAGGCCAAAAAUUAAUACACCAACAUUAUACAAUUCCUAAUACUUGCACAGCUAAAACUGAUGAUGCUUAUAUAAAGUAAGGACACAGAAUCUGAGACCUCAGGGCUACGCAAGACAAUACACCUGAAGCUGUGCCUUUAGGGGACAAGGGGCCUGAUCCAAAUCGAGAUCAUAGUGUGGGGCAAAGGGUGCGAGCCUCCUACACUGAGCCAAAUGACCCCACACUGGCAAUCUGAGUGUUUAAUAGCUGCAUUUAAGAACACAGGCACAUAGCUAAUAAUGUGUCACAUAGUGUUGCUCUCACUCUGGUGUGGUGGACAUUUUGUCAUGAGUGCUAUAUGUGUCUGUCCCUAGACAAAUUAAUUUGAUAAGAGGAGUGCCAGGGCAGUGUAUAGCCAUAGUGCUAUGCACUUUUUUUCGUUGCAGCAAGCAACUGAGACAGUGAUAACAUGGUUGUGCGAAUAUGUGAACAGGAAAGGAACACAGUGUCCUUGUAGCACAGGCAGCAUUUAAAUGGGAAGGUCAAUAUUCUAAAAUGGGGAAUCUACCACUGACCUCUUUUGGAGAGAGCAGCCCUUUGCAAGGGGAUGGAAUGUUAAUGAGGAGCUGGCGGCUAAGCCUGAACAUACAGGCUAAUGGAUGCAGCUCUCAAAUGGAUAGAGAGUUGGCUCUAAUUAGGCAUGAAAAGGUUAGGGGGGGAGGAACCCUCAGUGAUUAAUAGGAGCAGGGGACAAUAUGUACAUAUUUUAGGUGAGUUCCUCGCUUCAUAUCUCCGUUUUGGUUAUGCUGCUUUAAAAGGGCACCAUUUUCAGAAGAUGGCAGUUUGGACGUUUUCCGAAAAUUUGGCUCUAUUAAAAAAGGAGCUCAUCAACUUGUAGUUGCCUAAUCAUAUCUUCUUCUCAAAGCCA